UUCAUUUAUCGUCACAAACACAACAAUGCGCGACAAGCAUCAAUACAAAUUUCCAAGAAUUUUGAAAAUUUAAGUGUCUGAUAAAGGCAAUAAAAUUGCACAAAACUAGAAAAAAUAUUAAUAAAAUUCAUAAAGUGGAAUGUCCAAAAUCAGAUUCUUACAACAAAAUGUGAAAUCUUUGUGGAUUUAGUGGAAAAUUUUGUGAAAUAUCAAGUGAUGAAAUUUCGAAUUCCAAGAAAAACACACUAAAAUUAAACGGUAUUUCCAGGAAAAACGAAUUUGAAAUCACACACAUAGAUACAAACCUUUAGGAAAAACUCCAAGAACGCAUUGCAAUCGCACUGUAAAAUUUACUUGGAACUACAAUUUUUGUUAAAAUCCAUCGUUUUAUGUGACAUUUUUUGCUAUACUGAACGUUUUAUGACGACAACAACAUGACUAAUUUUUGUAAAACUAUGGUUAUUGUGCUAAUGAUCAUGAUCUUGUCGCACAAAGGGUUGUUGGUGGUGCAGGCCUAUGAUUAUUUUUCUCCCGGUGAGACGCAACCUUUGACCGUUGAGGCCGCCAUAGGUGACUCUUUUAAUAUCACCUGCAGAAUGAAUCCCAAGGCAUUUCCCAGACUAAACUCGAGCAACUUGUAUUUUGUAAAUGGUGGUACCAAUAAAGAUCUGCCGCCAGAGAAUAUUGUUAUAGCAAACAGCUCAGCAAUCGUAUAUAUGGUAAAAAAUGCAACGGAACAGCAAACUAAAUACCACUGCAAAUGUGGUCAAUAUGUUAUCAUGGAGACCAAGGUGUUUGUGGGUACACCGCCAAAGCCUUGCACCAAUUUUACAUGCAGCAGCUAUGAUUUCGACCAUAUGAUCUGUAACUUCACCAAACCUUCAAAUACCAUAUUGACCACAUAUAAUGUAUCCUAUUACAUCGAAAUGCCCAAUUACAUUUUUUUGCCCCAAUGCAAUUAUGCUGAACGUACACUGGUGGUGUGCAACAUUUCACUGAAGGAUCGGUAUCAGGAAUUUUAUCAUUUUAAAAUUGAGUCUCACAAUGCUCUGGUUAAAGCCGGCGACAAGCCUCUAAUACAAAAAUUUGAUAUCAACAAUUUCGAAAUAAUGAUACCCUCCAAGCCAGGGGAAAACGUGCGAGUAGAUAGUGUGACAGUGGAUGGUAUACGAUUGGCUUGGCAAAUGCCCAACUGGGAAAAGUAUCGAGCAAAGGGUUUACAGUGGGAGGUGCUGGUGCAACCUGAAAAUGGAACCAUCAUAACGGAAAUGGAACCUCCCUCUCGAGAUCACAACGAAAUGCGUUUACGUUUAACUGGUUUGCCCUAUGCCUAUUGGCGUUAUCAAUUGAGAUUGCGGGUGCGUGUUAGACAUCCCAAGGCUCAAUGGAGUGAGCAAAUGCUAUUUGAUUUUCGUACUGCUGCACGACGACCACAAAGACCACCACUCAUGGAGACUGGAGGUUUUUAUAUAAAUUCAGCUGAAACUUCUGUAACCAUUUACUGGGAGGAAUUAAAGCCCUACGAAUAUAAUGGUGAAAAUUUCGGCUAUGUCAUUCGUUCAGUACGUCGCGAUGGUAUACCUAUUGACCUAAAACCUUCCAUUAUGGAUAUAAAUCUUGCCACAUUUCCAUGGCACAAUUUCUAUCAAUACGAGUUUGAAAUUGCCAGCAGCAAUCACAUGGGAGAAUCAUUUGAGAGCAGUCGUUUAACCAUAUACCCGUUCAACAAACUUAAUCCCAAACACUAUACACCCAGGGAGAUUAACAAUGCCUAUCAUGGAAACAAUCGGACGUAUACUUUAACAUGGGCUAGACCCACCAAUAGAAUAGGAUUGAAAAGCUUUACUGUGUUUUGGUGUUAUCCCAAAAGAGCCAAGACAAAUGAGUGCAAAGAGUCUAUGCAUUUCCAACAAGUUCCUGCGAAUCAAUUGAAUUUCACAAUCAAAGAACAAAAUCCCCAUGUUGAGAAAACUCUCAAUUUGGCUAUUUCUGCCAACUAUGAGACUUUUAAUAGCGGCUUACAUUGGACCGCCUGUACCAUGGAUGUUGAUAGUGAAUUGGUUAAAACAGAUCCGGAGCUAACACCUAACGUCACUGCUAUCAAAGUACAAUGGCGUGUAGAAAGAGUUUGCCCCUCAAUAUUAUUAGGCUUUAAUUUGACCUACUGUGAAGUGGCCGAUGGUGUACCAGCAGAUAAUGCGACAUGCUUAGAUGAACCACAAAGCAAAAUAUUGCGUAAACACGACAAAGGCUAUGUCAUAUAUGACUUGAAACCCUACACCAUGUACAAAGUCACCAUGUAUAUGUUCUCAAGAAAGAAAAUUGGCAAAACCAGUGAUCCACAGUUAAUGCGUACUCUCGAGGGGGCUCCCUCACCACCGCGUAAUUUAAAAGUGUUCAAUGUGACCAGAGAUAGUGCCUUGGUUAGGUGGCAAGAACCCAGUCAACGCAAUGGACGCAUACAUAAAUACAUAAUAAUGCUCAAUAAUGAAAAAUUCGAAGUAAAUGCCUCGACAUUGGAAUUUCCUUUGACAAAUUUGGAAAGUUUUACCUCGUACAAAGUUUAUGUGUUGGCUCAGACUGUGCAAAUAUCGGAUACCAGCAACGAUGUGCAUUUUACCACAGACAUUGGAUAUCCUUCUCUGCCCGGCCAUGCAUCAAACAGCAACAAUGUCAGUAUCGUACAAUGGACCAAACCUGCCAAACCAAAUGGUCGCCUGGAAUUUUAUGAAGUCACUGUCGUACAAAUGCGCAGUGAUAGUGUGGUACGCCAAAAGAAAAGCAUAAUCAUGGGCGGAGAAACUUCUUGCUUCUUUCAAUCGCCCACCUGCAUUGGAACUGAAUAUCAGACAAAGGUCGAGGUCAAGGCUGUGAAUGCAGCAUUGCUAAAACUGGAAGUUCCCGAACAAUCGAUGUGGCAAUAUAGCACAGAACAUUAUUAUGAUGAUAUCGAUUAUUAUUUGGAUGACAGUGAUGAUUUGAGCUGUGUGGGAGAUCGACGAACAGCAGAAAAUGUAGAGGAAAUCAAAAGAUAUUUUGAUUCCAAACAAUACCUGCUAUACAAAUCGGAGGCUCAAACCUCUGCCAUCUAUUCAUGUUCCAUAACUCCUUUGGGUAAAAUAACGACCAUAGCUUUGGUGGUGAUCACCAUGUCUGUGAGUAUGAUGGCAGCUUUAUAUAUGGCACGCAAGAAGUACAACAAAAUGGCCAAUAUAAACUGCACCUUGCCAGCUGGUCUGGAAAGUUAUUUUACAAAAGACCCUAGUAAUGUUGGAUUUCCAGGAGAUAAUUUUCCCAGAAAUACUAAAGCCUUGGAGGCCACCAGAGAAGCCGAAGAUCAAUGGCUGAGUGCUGCACGCAGGCAUGAGAUUAACAUUCUCAAUGAACAUCAUCGUUUGUUGGCCUCAUCGGGCAACGAUUCGGGAUAUUUGGGUGAUGCUGUCACAGGACGAGGCAUUAGAAGUUGUGCCGCUGAUGCAAUAAGCGGAGCUAGUAUCGAUUCCUCGGUAAAUGAUUGCAAUGGUCAAAGAAAUCAUGCAGUGGCAGAAGAAGCAUAUGACUAUGAUAAAGACAACAUGUCUUCAUCGGUGGACUCUUUGGUGGAGAGCACAGAUGAAUCUAAUCCCCAGUCAGAAAUUGAGCCGAGAUCCCUAUCAGUAUUAUUUCCCAAUGAGAAUGGCUAUGUUAUACAGGAAAUGAUACCACCAUGGCAAAAUUUACAAAAUCGCAUUGACGAACCCCCAGCCACAGUCAAUAGCAAUGGUUAUAUAACGGUACAAAGUUUACAGCAAAUAGAACCUGCAACAGAUACAAAGGCGAUGGUGCAAAAUUCUGGAUAUGUGCAGCAACAAGAUUUACAGAAUUUCUUUAGAAAUUCCUUAGCAGCGCAAGAGCCGGUGGGCUCAUCAAUAUCAGAGGCUACAAAUGGCAACCCAAUUGCUCAAUUUAACAGUGGCGGCUAUACCACAUUGGAGGAUAUAGCCAAACUUAAUACUAAUACUGCCCAAUGUAAUGCUGCAGCCAACGAGCAGAAGGACAAAACACCUAUGCAAAGUAAUGCCAAUGAAGCUCACACAAAAACUAUUACGCCGGUAAGCAAUGCAAUGGCCCCCACUAAUGCUGGAGUUGGAGGUGGAAGUCUCAUAUCUGGCUAUGUAACGCAACAGGCCUUGAAUCUUUUUGCCCAACACCAGCAGCGACAUUAAGCGGCUAGCAAAAGUGAACUGAGAUUUUUUU
Messenger RNA from Stomoxys calcitrans (stable fly), 4236 nucleotides. RefSeq names its product cytokine receptor (gene dome). Gene Ontology annotation, molecular function: protein binding. Bases 435 to 4205 code for a protein of 1256 amino acids. The record is from RefSeq and is a predicted model, not a curated record. The transcript is spliced from 4 exons. Lineage: Eukaryota; Metazoa; Arthropoda; Insecta; Diptera; Muscidae.